UGCCUAAUAUUGUGUUUACCAUUGAACUGAUAGUUCGCCAUGGGACGUGUUAUCAGAGGACAGAGGAAAGGUGCCGGCUCUGUUUUCAAGGCCCAUGUGAAGCACCGAAAAGGUCCCGCUAAACUCAGAGCCGUUGACUUUGCUGAGCGCCAUGGCUACAUCAAAGGAAUUGUGAAGGAUAUCAUUCAUGACCCGGGACGUGGGGCUCCUUUGGCCAAAGUGGUUUUCCGUGACCCAUACAGGUUCAAGAAGAGGACAGAACUCUUCAUUGCUGCUGAGGGUAUUCACACUGGCCAGUUCAUCUACUGUGGGAAGAAGGCUCAACUGAACAUUGGCAAUGUUCUCCCCGUUGGUGCAAUGCCAGAAGGUACAAUUGUUUGUUGUCUGGAGGAAAAGCCUGGUGACAGAGGCAAGCUGGCCCGUGCUUCUGGGAAUUAUGCUACAGUCAUCUCCCACAACCCUGAAACCAAAAAGUCCCGUGUAAAGUUGCCUUCUGGGUCUAAAAAAGUAAUUUCUUCAGCCAACAGAGCUGUUGUUGGUGUUGUUGCUGGUGGUGGCCGUAUUGACAAGCCCAUCCUAAAGGCGGGUCGUGCCUACCACAAGUACAAGGCUAAGAGAAACUGCUGGCCUCGUGUCCGUGGUGUGGCCAUGAACCCUGUUGAACAUCCAUUUGGUGGUGGUAACCAUCAGCACAUUGGUAAACCUUCCACCAUUAGGAGAGAUGCUCCUGCUGGUCGCAAGGUCGGUCUUAUUGCUGCUCGCCGUACUGGCAGACUGCGUGGCACAAAGACUGUUCAGGAGAAGGAAAACUAAAUUUCUACCUUUAAAUAAAAUAUGAGAAA
Messenger RNA from Erpetoichthys calabaricus (reedfish), 842 nucleotides. It is a transcript of the gene rpl8, whose product is annotated as ribosomal protein L8. Gene Ontology annotation, cellular component: cytosolic large ribosomal subunit; ribosome. NCBI's taxonomy places the organism in Eukaryota, Metazoa, Chordata, Cladistia, Polypteriformes, Polypteridae. Gene Ontology annotation, biological process: cytoplasmic translation. Gene Ontology annotation, molecular function: structural constituent of ribosome; RNA binding. Bases 40 to 813 code for a protein of 257 amino acids. The record is from RefSeq and is a predicted model, not a curated record. The transcript is spliced from 5 exons.